AGAUGAUAAUUCAGAUCCUCAUCCUCCUUCCUACCAAUCCAACCCACAGCCGAAUCCAUCCCCAGGCCCCAGCUCGUCGCAGCUCUGACUGAAUCCCCCUUCACCACCGGACAGCUGCCGCCGACGCCUCGAUCCCUCCCCUCCCCCUCCACCCUCCCCUGACGCCGUCGCCCCCUCCUCGCCGCGACAUCGGUCGCUGCCCCCCUGCCGCCUCCGCCCCGUCCGCGAUCUCAGGCCGAUUGGAGGUACGAGCUUGUUCGAUUGCUAUCGUCCAGCGAUUAGCCAAGCAUCCACCGACCUCCACGAUUUCUGGGCGCACACGGCACCACACCAUCUAGAUCCCUAGGCGCGCUCGUCGAUUCAGCCCUCCGGCCAUCGAGGAGGAGAGAUGCAGGCAUCUAGAGCUAGGCUCUUCAAGGAGUACAAGGAGGUGCAGCGAGAAAAGUCAGCCGACCCAGAUAUCCAAUUAAUCUGUGAUGAUUCAAAUAUAUUCAAAUGGACUGCUGUAAUCAAGGGCCCAUCGGAGACACCUUUUGAAGGUGGCGUAUUUCAACUUGCAUUCUCAAUUCCCGAGCAGUAUCCUCUACUGCCUCCGCAAGUCCGCUUCAUCACCAAAAUUUUCCACCCAAAUGUUCAUUUCAAGACUGGUGAAAUAUGCCUGGAUAUAUUGAAGAAUGCAUGGAGCCCUGCGUGGACUCUACAAUCUGUUUGCAGAGCCAUUAUUGCGUUGAUGGCCCAUCCGGAAGCAGACAGCCCACUUAACUGCGACUCAGGCAAUCUUCUCCGCUCAGGCGACAUCAGAGGUUACCAGUCCAUGGCGCGGAUGUACACCAGGCUAGCUGCCAUGCCAAAGAAAGAGUGAUUUGUAGGGUUGCAAAGGUGCGCCAGAGCCACUUGUUGAUUGAUUCAUGCAUGUAUCAACUCCCUAAGUUGUCAGGUGUAACUCAGUUGCUGUCCCUGCAUGAACUCGUGUGUGUAACUCGUUGCUGUCCCCGUUUGAACUCGUGUGGCCUGUUUUUCUUACCUGACUCGUCGUCGUGGGUGUAAUGUUAAUUCUAUUGGGCUAAAAAGGAUGAAAGCGUAAAUGCUUGAUUGAUGAUGAUGUAAUAAAUUAUCCUAACAGGGAUUUGGUACGGUGUAUAUGUAUAUGGUUCCUCCAGUGCAGUAUCCUCUGUUGAAUUA
Molecule: messenger RNA, 1182 nt
Organism: Hordeum vulgare subsp. vulgare (domesticated barley)
Lineage: Eukaryota; Viridiplantae; Streptophyta; Magnoliopsida; Poales; Poaceae
Product: protein PEROXIN-4
Exons: 6
Coding region: 389-862 (157 amino acids)
Source: RefSeq, a predicted model, not a curated record